This is a messenger RNA of Heterostelium album PN500, 912 nucleotides long. RefSeq lists its product as uncharacterized. The record is from RefSeq and is a predicted model, not a curated record. The transcript has 3 exons. NCBI's taxonomy places the organism in Eukaryota, Evosea, Eumycetozoa, Acytosteliales, Acytosteliaceae. The coding region runs from base 1 to 912 and encodes 303 amino acids.
AUGGGAGACACCGACAUUCACUGGCGUUCGUUGGAACUUUACGAAUAUCGUUGCGAUGGCAGGUCUCUUUGUGGACAGUUCGGUAGCUACUACGGUUCUACGUUUUUCGAGUACUUUAAGCACGUCGCCACUCCCUACAGCAAGGGUGAGUACUUUGAGGUUGCCUAUUGGGUGAUGUUUGUCGUGGCAUUCUCUCCCUACAUCUUUGUGAUUGCCAUUCGUAUCAUGAUUUACAUGUACGGUAUCAGACGUGGUGCCGACUCGGCUGCCUCGGUUGUCGAGCGCUACCAAGACAAUAUCUAUUCGAUCCUCUGGUUCUUGGUGAACACCCUCUACUUCCCCGUCAUCACAAUGAUGUUGGCCGGAACCAGUUGUACAUUCAGCAACACCUCAACCGACGGCAGCAACAUACCGCCAACACUCGACGCCAACAACUCGAUCAUCUGUUUGCAAGGAAAGCACAUCGGUUUCCUCGUGUGCACAAUGAUUGCUCUCAUCAUCUACUAUCCAGCGGCAUCGUUCGCUCAAUCGCAAACUCAAAACAUCUCCGAUAUCAAAUUCAAACCCAAGGUUGUAUUCGUCAUGUUGCAAGGAAAGUUUGUGAUGGGUGCUAUCUGUGUGGCGUUUGCCAACAACAAGUACUGGGCGUACAUUUCGACGGCGGUACUGCGAGCAAAAUUCAGAAACAACGCCGGUGACAAGUCAUCGAGCCAAGUCAACUCACCACAGGGUGCCAGUCAGAACGAACAGGAACUCGAUGAGAUUCCAAGUAUUCAUCAACCACAAUAUAAUAAUAACAACAGCAAAACAACAAGUAAUCAAUCAACACCACCACCACCAGCAACAACCACCACCACCAUAAACAGUAAUAAUAAUAUUUCAGAAGAUUCAUCGUCUUCAGAUGAAUCAUAA